CAGGGUGCGGCAAGAGUGAGGGAGAGGGAGAGAGUGAGGGAGAGGUGGAGUGACAUCACUGUGAAACUUCACUCUUGAGUCUACGCUGAGUGUGACUUUGCAGGUCCCGCGUUGAAGUUCAGAAGUAAAUGACAACAAUGGCCACCAGGGGGAGUGUGAAGCCCUUUGCCAAUUUCAAUGCCAAUGGUGAUGCCGAGGUCCUCUUCAAGGCAAUGAAAGGGCUGGGGACUGAUGAAGAUGCCAUCCUUCAGCUCCUAACAGCACGCAGUAACAGUCAGCGCCAGCAGAUUAAAGCUGCCUACAAGACCCUGCAUGGAAAGGACCUGGUUGAUGAUUUAAAAUCUGAACUUGGAGGGAAGUUUGAAACGGUUAUAAUUAGCCUAAUGACGCCUCCCCUUUGCUAUGAUGUAACUGAACUGAGGAAUGCAAUCAAGGGUGCUGGAACAAAUGAGAAGGUGCUGACUGAGAUCUUGGCCUCCAGGACAGCUGCACAGGUCAAGGAGAUCAUCGAUAUGUACAAAAAGGAGUAUGACUGCAGCCUGGAAGAUGACAUCACUGGUGACUGCUCAGGAUACUUUCAAAGGAUGCUGGUGAUUCUUCUGCAGGCCAGUAGGCAGCACGGAGUUGAUGAAGGCAGCGUUAAAACUGAUGCAGAGGCCCUGUUUGCUGCUGGAGAACAGAAGUUUGGCACAGAUGAGGACAGAUUCAUCAGCAUCCUUGGAAACCGAAGCACAGUCCAUCUGAAGAGAGUUUUUGAUGAGUACAAGAAGCUGUCCGGGUACGAGAUCGAGGAGAGCAUUCAAAGGGAGACUUCUGGGAGUCUGCAAGAGGUGCUCCUGGCUGUGGUGAAAUGCACUAGGAGGGUUCCCGCCUACUUUGCAGAAUCCCUCUACUAUGCAAUGAAGGGUGCUGGCACUGAUGAUCAAACUCUGGUACGGAUCAUGGUGACCCGCAGUGAGGUGGACAUGCUGGACAUCAGAGCUGAGUUCAGGAAGAUGUUUGCAACCUCUCUGUACUCUAUGAUUAAGAAUGACACUUCUGGUGACUACAGGAAGACCCUCCUCCUGCUCUGUGGAGGGGAUGAUGAGUGGAUAGGCCUGUUUCCUUGUCAUCUGAAAUUUCCUGGUUUGAAUCUCAGCUCCUGCUGUAGUACGCUUGAUCAAGGUCUCGUUGAAGUACUGUACCAUCCUGCGCUUGAAACAAUGGCCUACAGGGGGACUGUGAAACCAUAUAGCAAUUUUGAUGCCAAAAAAGAUGCCGAGGUCCUGUACAAGGCAAUGAAAGGCCUGGGAACUGAUGAAAAAACCAUCCUUGAGCUCGUAACAGCACGCUGCAAUGCUCAGCGACAGUACAUUAAAGCUGCUUACAAGACCCUGUACGGGAAGGACCUGGUUCAUGAUUUAAAAUCUGAACUGGGAGGACAGUUUGAAACCGUUAUAAUCAGCUUAAUGGAAACUCCUCUUUCCUAUGACGUGACUGAACUGAGGAAGGCAAUCAAGGGUAUAGGGACAAGCGAAAAUGUGCUGAUCGAGAUCUUGGCCUCCAGGACACCCAGCCAGGUCGUGGAGAUGAACAACGCUUACAAACAGGCAUAUGACUGCAGCCUGGAACAUAGCAUCACUGGUGACUGCUCAGGAUGCUUCCAAAGGAUGCUGGUGGUUCUUCUGCAGGCCAGCAGGCAGCAAGGAGUUGAUGAAGGCAAGAUUAAAAGUGAUGCUGAGGCCCUGUUUGCUGCCGGAGAGAAGAAGUUUGGCACGGACGAGGACCAGUUCAUCACGAUCCUCGGAAACCGAAGUGCCGAUCACCUGAGGAGAGUUUUUGACGAGUACAAGAAGCUGUCGGGAUUUGAGAUUGAGGAGAGCAUCAAGAGGGAGACCUCAGGCAGUCUGAGGGAUUUAUUCCUGGCUGUGGUGAAAUGUGCAAGAAGUGUCCCAGCCUACUUUGCAGAAUGCCUCUACAAGGCAAUGAAGGGCAUCGGCACAGAUGAGCACACGCUCUGCCGCAUCAUGGUGAGCCGCAGCGAGGUGGACAUGCUGGACAUCAGAACUGAGUUCCGGAAGAUGUUCGCAACCUCUCUGUACUCUAUGAUUAAGAGCGAAACCUCUGGUGACUGUAGGAAGACCCUGCUUCUGCUCUGUGGAGGGGAUGAUGCCUAAUGGUGCUGGAUGAGAGUGAAAGAUGAAGAUGCUGAAACAGAGGACAUCAGUACCGUUGGUACUUGCUGCUUUCUGACAGCCUCAUCGUCUAUAUGCUUCUUUGAGAUUUGUUUUUCCUACUUCUGUCAAUGCAGUGUGUUUGUUUUGUAACCAUUGUUUUGCCUGUUGAAGCCCCUAAAUGUUGCUUUAUGAUUUAAAAAACAUUGCUCUUUAUGUUCACCCUACACCUGUGAUCAUACCUUCCUUCUCCCAAAAGACCUAUGAUGUUUCAAUUUUGUGUUUUAAUGUAAAUCAGCAUUUUUUACAUUUUAUCUGAAUCUUGCAUUUUUUGUCAGUACAACAGCAAAGGUUUUUCACACCAUCUGAAGUGGGAAAAUUGUGAAGUGAGUCAUGAAACUGGAAUCUAUAAAUUAUAGAUCCAUCGUUUGUCAUAAUGAACUGUCAGCCCAAGGAGCAGCUUAUUUCCUCAAAAUAAAUAAGGAUAGCCGUCCCGUACACUGAAAAUCUGAAAGACAUAAUAAAAAAAAAAAAAAUCC
This is a messenger RNA of Scleropages formosus (Asian bonytongue), 2692 nucleotides long. RefSeq names its product annexin A6-like. Gene Ontology annotation, cellular component: cytoplasm; vesicle membrane; nucleus. The transcript has 27 exons. Gene Ontology annotation, biological process: negative regulation of coagulation. Gene Ontology annotation, molecular function: calcium-dependent phospholipid binding; phosphatidylserine binding; calcium ion binding. The coding region runs from base 129 to 2156 and encodes 675 amino acids. NCBI's taxonomy places the organism in Eukaryota, Metazoa, Chordata, Actinopteri, Osteoglossiformes, Osteoglossidae. The record is from RefSeq and is a predicted model, not a curated record.